Fonsecaea erecta is the source of this 2877-nucleotide messenger RNA. RefSeq lists its product as hypothetical. The transcript has 8 exons. Lineage: Eukaryota; Fungi; Ascomycota; Eurotiomycetes; Chaetothyriales; Herpotrichiellaceae. The record is from RefSeq and is a predicted model, not a curated record. Gene Ontology annotation, molecular function: protein binding. The coding region runs from base 1 to 2877 and encodes 958 amino acids.
AUGGAUCCCGUUUCGGCGCUGGGCCUUGCUUCCUCCCUUCCUUCGCUAAUUGAGACAACAGUGCAGAUCAUUGGCUAUGUGAACGACGUCAAGGAUGCUCCGAGUGAGCGGGCACAAUUCGCCCGGCAUGCUUCGAGCCUUCUAGCCAUGUUAACUGAUCUGAGAUACCGGGUAGAAGAAUCCCAGUCUACCUCGGAUGCAUGGUUCAGGGCUACUCGCAGCUUGGGAACUGAAGGAGGGCCUCUCGAUCAGCUACGAGACCAAUUGGAACGCUUGGCAACAAAGUUUGAGCCACCUAGACGGCGACUUCAAAAGGUAGGGAGAGCCUUGAUCUGGACGCUCGACAAGAAAGAGAUCGAGGAAGUCCUUAGGCAGAUUGAACAAGUCAAGACGCUCGACGUUCCGGAGGCGAUUGAUGGAGCUGUUACGGCAAGACAAGAUGAAGAAUUUCAUGAAAUUACUGCCUGGCUCUCCAGCCUCGACUUCGCAGAUAAACAGGCUGACAAUCUCAACCGUGGACAAGUUGACACCGGAGACUGGUUCUUCCACUGGUUCGAGAAAUGGCUAGCGGGAGAGGAGAAAAUGCUAUGGUGUCCAGGGCUACCGGGCGCUGCAAAGACGGUCUUAGCGUCAAAAGUCAUCGAUAUGCUUGAGCGAGAGUUCCAAGGCAUGGAUGAUUUUGCUGUGAUCUACCUGUACUGCAACUACAAAGAAGAAGAAGUUCAAACAGUACAGAACUUGAUGGGAAGCUUGUUGAAGCAGGUUGUCAAACACAAGCAUGCUCUUGACGAAUGUCCCGAACACAACAACACCAGGGGGAGACUACUCGACGAGAUUCAAAAGUUGCCCUCGAAUGCGCGCAUCCUCGUGACCUCGACAUAUUCCCCAGAGAUUAACGAGAGAUUCGAGCAUGUCCCGGCUAUUUAUAUCAGCGCCGCCGAUGAAGACGUCGAGCGAUAUAUCGAAGCCCGCAUCGAAAAGGAGAAGUUCUUGAAAAGACAUGUCGAAACAGAACCAGACCUAAUGGAAGAAAUUAUCAAGACCGUGGUUGAAAGAAGUGAAGGCAUGUUUCUGCUUGCUCAGCUACAUAUGGAUAACCUGGCAAGAAAGCUCAAUUGCCGCGAGCUCCGGAGGGCACUACGUGGUCUACCCAAGGAAUUCGACGAGGUCUAUGGUCAGGCCAUGCAGCGGAUCCAUAAUCAAGACGAGGACCAGGUUGUCUUAGCUCACAAAGUGCUGUGGUGGAUUUCAUAUUCGCCCCGACCCCUCACCGUUACAGAACUACAACACGCCCUGGCGGUCGAGCCAGGUGAUGACGAUCUCGACGAAGACGGCAUAUAUGACAAGGAAUUUAUGGUCUCGGUAUGUGCCGGCCUUGUGACUGUGGACGAGGAAAGCGAUCAAAUUCGCUUGGUGCACUACACAGCUGAAAGCUACUUUCACCGUGUUCGUACAUCCAUGUUUCCUGAAGGCCCAUCAUCCAUCAUCAAGGCAUGCUUUACAUAUUUGACUUUCAGCCAGUUCGAAGACAAACACGGCAGGACAGUCCUUCGCAGGCUUCUCGACCAUCAUCCCUUCUUGAUGUAUGCGGUCAGCGACUGGAGCCAUCACGUCCGCGACGGAAUGACCCAAGAUGUCCGUGAGCUUGCCUUGGAACAUGUACGCAAAAACACUAACACACAAUUGAAUCUUCUUAUGGAGAUGAGGCAAUAUAAAGGGCGCUGCCUUCAGAGCUGCCUGGGUAAGGUAAAGGGUUCCACUCCACUACACGUCGUCGUCUGGCUCGGUCUCGUUGUGAUUGCGGACGAUUUGCUGGUGGAAAAUGUCGACCUGAAUGCUCAAGUGUAUGAAGGUAUAACACCAACACCCCUUCACCUAGCGGCAUCCCAAGGCCACACUCAAAUGGUCUCCUGGCUGUUGCAGCAGGGAGCCACCAUCGCCGCCAAAGCAGACCUCGAAUACACGCCAUUGCACUUGAUCGUUGAAAUGGGACACCUGCCUGUCGUGCAAGUCCUCCUAGACGCAGGGGCAGACUAUGUCGAGCAGCUCUCUGACUGUCAAACCCCAUUGGUCAAAGCUGCGCGGUGCGGAAACGAGGCUUUAGUCCUCCUGCUCCUCGACAAGGGUGCCGAUCCAUCGGCGACCUCUAGCUGGAGCUGUACGGCACUUCAUACUGCAGCUGCAAUUGGUUGUGGCAAGAUUAUGAAGACGUUGAUCUCGAGCGGCAUUGAUAUCUCCCAAACCGACGACUUGGGGAGGACAGCAUUGCACUUGGCGGCAGACAAGGGGAACGAAGAAGCAGGACAGAUCCUGUUGAGCAACAAAGCGAACGCAUUCGCCAAAGAAUAUAGCGGUAAGACAGCAGUCCAUCUAGCUGCGGACUGGGCGCACGAUAAAGUUGUGGAGCUGUUCCUCAAACACCUGGGCAAAGGGGGUGAGACCCGGGUUGAGACCGAGCGAUUGCUCGCAACUACACGUCUCCGAUGGGCAUUCGAGGCAACAGACAAAGACAAAGUCAGAUCCCUACUAAAACAGGGAGCAGAUCCCAAUUUCCGCUUCAAUGCUCUGCGCCCUCUGUCGCAUCUCGCUGCCACACGCAAGGACAUGGACUUGCUACAACUUCUAUUGACCAACCAGUCGAGCGUCGACAUGAGGGAUUCUGAUGGACUGACCGCAUUGCUUUGGGCAGCCCAUGGAGACGACGAGGUUGGCGUCCGACUCCUUCUUGAAUAUGGUGCCGACAUCGAAGCGCCAGAUUGCAAGGGGGCAAUACCAUUACAUUGGGCAGCCGCCUAUGGAAGUGCUUCGGUGGCGAAGCGACUGCUCGUCAAUGGACGGCAGUGGAUGCAAGAGACAAGUUUGAACAAGCAGCUCUAG